GAAGAUGAAUAUAUAUAAAAAAUAAAUAGGGAGAGAGAGAGAGAGAGAGUGAGAGAGAGAGAUGGAUCCAGACACAGUGGCGAAGGCAUUCGUGGAGCACUACUACUCCACCUUCGAUAACAACCGCCCAGGAUUAGCGAACCUCUAUCAAGAAGGUUCUAUGCUCACCUUCGAAGGCCAGAAGAUCCAAGGCGCUUCCAACAUCGUUGCCAAACUCACUUCGCUUCCUUUCCAACAAUCGCAUCACUCCAUCUCCACGGUCGAUUGUCAACCCUCCGGCGUCAACGCCGGCAUGCUUGUCUUCGUCAGUGGCAAUCUCCAACUCGCCGGCGAACAGCACGCUCUCAAGUUCAGCCAGAUGUUCCAUUUGAUACCAACACCGCAGGGAAGCUAUUAUGUGUUGAAUGACAUAUUCCGUUUGAACUAUGCAUGAAGAUAGACCAUCAAAUAUGUGACCUGAAAGGCCAAAGAAGUUUACCUAUAGCUGUUUCACAGUUUCUGAUUGGACAUUUGAAAUUGAAAAAUGGGUUCUUUUUGGAUGGUUGUGUUGAACGCUUAAUUGUGCCUUUUGUGUAAGAAUUUUGUGUUUGACUGGUUAAAAAAAGCCUUCAAGGAUAAAUUGUUAAAAGAUUACCGGUUAUUGGAGAUUAAAAACUUCAUGGAUCCAAGCAACUUGAUCCAGUUACCUCUACAAAUUAGUUUAUGCUGCUUAUCAUAAUAUUUACUUUGUAUUUGGUUGCGAAUGAAGGUUUGUUUUGUUCUCUUAAGAUCAGCAAGACUAAGCUUGCAAUGGAUUGACUGUUCUGAGCUGCACAAGGAACAAGUUUCAUUUUCGUUCAGUAUUUAACACUAUGCUGUCUUUCUUGGUCACCUCUCCCCGGGAAAACGAUAUUAACUGUAGAUUUGCUAUGUAACGAUUCUGGUUAGAAUGGGGACUAAAGGGUAAUAAUUAUAUUGACUUUGCUAGCAUAAUAACAUAUAAUUGCAAAAUAGUCAUUUACUUGAGGUUCAGGGAGGUUUCGUUGUGAUUUUGAGAAAUUAAGUUGAACUCUGAGUGAUUUUUAAGU
Messenger RNA from Abrus precatorius (Indian licorice), 1067 nucleotides. Its product is annotated as nuclear transport factor 2B-like. Bases 62 to 433 code for a protein of 123 amino acids. Gene Ontology annotation, biological process: nucleocytoplasmic transport. The transcript has 2 exons. The record is from RefSeq and is a predicted model, not a curated record. Gene Ontology annotation, cellular component: nuclear pore central transport channel. Lineage: Eukaryota; Viridiplantae; Streptophyta; Magnoliopsida; Fabales; Fabaceae.